Neoarthrinium moseri is the source of this 1461-nucleotide messenger RNA. RefSeq lists its product as uncharacterized. The transcript has a single exon. Gene Ontology annotation, molecular function: flavin adenine dinucleotide binding; NADP binding; N,N-dimethylaniline monooxygenase activity. The coding region runs from base 1 to 1461 and encodes 486 amino acids. The record is from RefSeq and is a predicted model, not a curated record. Lineage: Eukaryota; Fungi; Ascomycota; Sordariomycetes; Amphisphaeriales; Apiosporaceae.
AUGGAGGCGUUCGACUUCAUUGUCAUCGGGGCUGGGCUGUCCGGUAUUGAUGCGGCGUAUCGCCUUAAAACCCAGAUGCCACAAUGCUCGUUCACGAUCCUGGAAGCAAGGGAUAAAAUUGGCGGAACAUGGUCGUUUUUCAAGUUCCCAGGGUUGCGUUCCGACUCCAUGCUUACGAACUUUGGCUUCCCAUGGCGGCCCUGGCUACAGAAGAGGGAUAUGGCUAAUGCCGCGCUGAUUCUUGAGUACAUUGAAUCAGCGGCGAAGGACGAGCGUAUUGACACCAAAAUUCAAUUCAACCAUUCGGUAAAGGGGGCAAACUGGUCGUCGCAGGACCAACUAUGGACCCUUCGAGUCGAGCACAACGGCCACGAAAAACUCUUGCGCACAUCAUUCGUUAUCAAUUGUUCCGGCUACUAUGAUUACAAAAAGCCAUUGCAAACUUCGAUUCCGGGGAUCGAAAAUUUCGGGGGAGCGGUUGCACACCCCCAGUUCUGGCCAGACAACCUAGACUACACUGGAAAGAAGGUAGUCAUCGUUGGAUCAGGGGCAACUGCCGUCACGAUGCUCCCUGUUCUGGCCGAGACUGCUGCCCAUGUUACCAUGCUCCAGCGAAGCCCUUCCUAUGUAUUCAGCAUACCUUCAGUGAGCAAGACUGGCAAUCUGAUCAAAGAAUACUUGCCAGGAUGGCUUGCUCACCCUAUCAACUGGUGGCGCUGCUUUCUCAGCGAACAGUUAUUUGUCAACUUCAAUCUCUAUUUCCCAACUGCGGCCCGCAAACUCCAUAUGGGGUUGAUGAAGAAGCAACUACCGGAACAUGUCCCAGUCGACGUCCACUUCAAUCCACGCUAUGACCCUAUGGAUCAACGUCUUUGCCUGUGCCCGGAUGGCGAUUUCUUCAAAGCACUGCAUCAGAAGAACUGUCACAUCGUCACAGAUACGAUUGACACAGUCUUGACAGAUGGUAUCUUGACCACAUCUGGCCAAAAGCUGGAUGCAGAUAUUAUCGUGACGGCCACUGGACUACACGUGGCGCUUCUGAGCGGCAUAAUUCCUACCGUCGAUGACAAGCCAAUUGACAUUGGCAAUUCAUAUGCUUGGAGAGGUACAAUGCUCACCGGGCUUCCGAAUAUGGGGUCGAUCACUGGCUACACGACUGCCUCCUGGACUUUAGGGGCGGACGCAAGCAUCAAACUACUCAUCUCUGUCUAUAAGUACAUGAAAAAGAUAGGCGCAACCUCAGCGGUUCCUGUUUUCGACGGCGAUGGGUCGACCGUGUCGAAGCCUGUCGUGGGGCACAGCUCAACUUAUUUUAUAGAUGCGAGAAGUAGGUUGCCGAGGAUUACGGACUCAUCCCCGUGGUACGGCAGGAUAAGUCCCGUUUAUGACACAUGGCAGUUGUGGUUCGGUAGCCUAACAAAGGGCAUGCGGUAUACGGUUCCGUCCAAAAAGGACAUUUAG